GCGCUGAUGCGCUGUAUUGACACAAGCCGUAUUGGUCCUUUUCUAUGCGUAUCGGUGUCAUUGUGUCAACAUCUGAAAAUUCACAUUGUAACUCACGCUUAUAACAUAGUUCUUAGUUGCGAUUAUUUCGAGUUGAAAAAAAUUAUUAUUAGGUGCGAAACCUAAAUAGGAAUCUCAGUAGAUAAGUAUUGUGAGGCACGAGCUACCUACUUUUGGUUCUUCAAUUCGGAUUAUCAAAAUCUAAGAUAAAGUUUCAUUUGUCUGUUUCAGUUGAGGUUUGUUUCGUAUCUAGGAUGGCCCCAAAAACAAGUCCGGUUUGGACUCACUUUUCGAACGCGUCGGAGGGCAAGGUAAAAUGUCUCCAUUGUGGCGAACAAUUAUCAGUUAAAAAUAGAUCUACGUUCCCACUUAUGCGGCACAUAAAGCAUAAGCAUCCUCAACCAAUCACUAGAGAAACAUUAACCGAAGCUCCAAUUAAAGAAGAUAAUUGUUCAAGUUCUCAUCAACAGUUGCAACGUUGCUUGACAUUUAAGAUGGCCCCGAAAAAAAGUCAGCUUUGGACUCGCUUUUCGAAAGCGUCGGAGGGCAAGGUAAAAUGUCUCUAUUCUGGCGAAGAAUUAUCAGUUAAAAAUAGAUCUACAUUCUCACUUAUCCGACAUAAAAAGAAUAAGCAUCCUACUCAACCAAUCAGUAGACAAACAGUAGCAGAAGCCCCAAUUAAAGAAGAUAAAAGCGCAAGUUCUCAUCAACAGUUGCAAAGUUGCUUGACAUUUAAGAUGGACCAGAAAAAAAGUCAGCUUUGGGCUCACUUUUCGAAAGAGUCGGAGGACAGGGUAAAAUGUCUCUAUUGUGGACAACAAUUAUCGGUUAAAAAUAGAUCAACAUCUUCACUUAUGCGUCACAUAAAGCAUAAGCAUCCUACUCAACCAAUCAGAAGACAACCUCUAACAAAAACCCCAAUUAAAGAAGAUAAUUGUUUAAGUUCUCAUCAACAGUUACAACGUCGCUUGGCAUUUAGAUUGGCCUCGAAAAAAAGUCAGCUUUGGACUCACUUUUCCAGAGAGUUGGAGGAAAAGGUGAAAUGUCUCUAUUGUGGACAACAAUUAUCAGUUAAAAAUAGAUCUACAUCUUCACUUAUCCGACACAUAAAGCAUAAGCAUCCUACUCAACCAAUCGGAACACAAACAAUGACACAAGCCCCAAUUAAAGGAGAUAAUUGUUCAAGUUCUCAUCAAUUGUUACAAGUAGCAGAAGAUUCUAUUCAACGUCCGGCAACUUUAGGAGCAGGUAAUUUACAAACCAUCAACAGUUCCAUUCAAGUACCUCUGUCAAUUGCGAAACAAAAAGAUAUUGAUAAACAGUUAAUUUCCUUGAUUGCAAAGGAAUAUCAUCCUUUCAGCAUCGUCGAGGAUGAAGAAUUUAAACGCCUGCUUUAUCUAUUAAAUCCUCAUUACAAGGUUCCCACACGAAAAACAGUUUCAAAUUUAAUGCUUCCAGAUGUUUACAAUGAAGCACUUGAAUUAGUUAAAAGUCGUCUGGAUAGAGCAUUUGCGGUAUGUCUAACAACUGAGGGCUGGACUUCCCGCACAAAUGACUGUUUUUACAGUGUUACUGCCCAUUAUAUUGUAGAGGAAAGCAACAAUACCUUCUUGUCUUCCGAUUUGUUGGGAUGUAUAUCUUACACGAAAAGUCACACUGCUGAAAAUAUAGCCAAUAAGCUUAGAGAAGUCAUAGAGGAAUGGAAAUUGACUAAUAAAAUAGUUGCCGUUGUGUCAGAUAAUGAGGCAAAUAUGAAAGCAGCUGUUCGUAUUGGCGGGUGGAGUCACUGGGGCUGUUUUGCUCAUUCUUUAAAUCGUAUUGCUCAAGCAGGUUUGAGUGAAAUUAAGGAAGUUGUAGAUAAAAUAACAAAUAUAGUUGGUUAUUUUAAACACAAUAGCCAGGCACUUUCUCAACUACAAGCUUCUACGGUAGAUAUGGACAUCCCGACAGUAAAAUUAAAAAAUGAGGCAGCAUCACGCUGGAACUCGACCUACGAUAUGAUAUAUAGAGUUUUACAGAUGAAAAAUGCCAUUGUCUUUACCUUAUCUAUUUUAGAAACCGUAUCGCGUAGCAAGCAACAUGCCGAUUUUGAAUUCAUUACUCAACUUCAUGAUGAAGAAUGGGUUGUAGCAGAACAAGCAAUAAAAGUACUGGAAAUUUUCAAUUUGAUAACACUCGCCAUCAGCUCAGAGCAAAAACUUAAUACUUCUACUAUCAUAUUUUACUAUAAAAAGAUUAGUAAACAUUUAAAUUCCAUGAAUUUAAAUGCAGUUAUGCCCCAAAUUAAAAAUAUGGUCGAAAAACUGAAAUUUGAACUGAAGAGCCGCUUUAAAGACAUACAAGAAAACCAUUUGAUAGCUCAAGCAACUAUUUUAGACCCCAGGUUUAAAAAGUUUGGAUUUAUCGACGAGGAAGAUUACAAACGAGCAGUAGAAAACUUAUAUACAGAAGUCGCUAACACUACACUGGUUGAUGCAAGUUUACAAAAUCAAAGUUCUGAUAUUAAUAUUAAAAGCGAACCAAUCGACCAAAACAUUGCACAAGGAAACAAUUUUAUUGAUGGUUUAUGGAAUGACUUUGAUGCGGAAAUUCGGCAUCACUUAAAGCCGAGCAAUUCCACAAUAUCUGCCGUUGAAGAAGUAAAUAAAUAUUUAGAGGAAAGUAUUUUACCUAGAAAAGAUUCCUCUGGAGUGUGUCACGAUCCUUUUGUCUGGUGGAAUCAAAGAAAGCACAUAUACCCAAAACUGUACCAAAUUAUGAAAACUCGACUAUGCAUAAUGGCUACAUCUGUCCCGUGCGAGAGAAUAUUUUCGCAGGCAGGGCAGAUACUUAGUGAAAGACGGGAGGUUUUUAAAACCGAUGAAAUAUCUCGACUAGUUUUUUUAAACUAUAACUUAAAUAAUUGUGAUUAGUGUGUUUUUUCAAGAAAAACUACUUUAGAAUUUAAGUUUUUAUUUCUGAAUUUUGCCAUUUUUGCGAAGCCAAAGUUCGCAGUAUUUUUUAUAUGUUUUAGUUUUAGUUUAAUGAUUUUACUAUUUUGUAAUAGCUGUGUCAAUAAAAGCUUUAUUUUCAA
Molecule: messenger RNA, 3112 nt
Organism: Dendroctonus ponderosae (mountain pine beetle)
Lineage: Eukaryota; Metazoa; Arthropoda; Insecta; Coleoptera; Curculionidae
Product: zinc finger BED domain-containing protein 4
Exons: 2
Coding region: 294-2951 (885 amino acids)
Molecular function (GO): protein dimerization activity; DNA binding
Source: RefSeq, a predicted model, not a curated record